Colletotrichum phormii is the source of this 771-nucleotide messenger RNA. Its product is annotated as kinase-like domain-containing protein. The transcript has a single exon. Gene Ontology annotation, molecular function: protein serine/threonine kinase activity; ATP binding. The record is from RefSeq and is a predicted model, not a curated record. Gene Ontology annotation, biological process: peptidyl-threonine phosphorylation; peptidyl-serine phosphorylation. Lineage: Eukaryota; Fungi; Ascomycota; Sordariomycetes; Glomerellales; Glomerellaceae. The annotation marks the transcript as partial.
AUCCGUGAAUUGAAGCACCCACACCUCAUCAAAGCGAUCGCUUACUACAGAAGGGGCGAUCGAUACUAUAUUAUUUUCCCGUGGGCCGGAGGUGGAAAUCUCCGAGACUAUUGGGGAAGGGAGCCUCCUCGCAAGCUUGAUGGGGAUUUUGUUAGCUGGGCUCUCGGCCAGCUCUGUGGCCUGGCUGGUGCGAUGCAGAAGCUUCAUUCAGCACAGAACUCUGCAUGUCGACACGGAGAUCUCAAGCCAGAGAACAUUCUCUGCUUUGAAGACACCAGAAGAUCUUAUUCAAGUUCUCAGCCAUUCCUCGUCAUUGCGGAUGUUGGUCUGGCUAAAGUUCACACCUUAGCGACCGAGAUGCGGAACGAGGCUACACGCACGAUGAACGGGACAGUCAUGUACGAGCCACCUGAGGCUGUAUUGCUACUAACUAAGAAACAACCACGAUCGCGACGGUAUGACGUCUGGUCCAUCGGAUGUAUCUAUUUCGAGUUUCUGAUUUGGCUUUUAUACGGAAAGGCCGAACUGGUUCGCUUUGGCGAUGACAUAGCUCAUCCUGUGAACAGAACACGGCAAUUCUUCGAUGUAUCUGGAGCUGGAGUAUCUGGGGCGGCCAGGAUUAAACCCAACGUCCAGAAGUGGAUGGAAUGGAUCAGAAGGGACCCAAGAUGUCCACCAAAUACUGCCAUUCGAAAGGUUUUGGAGCUCAUAUGCACACGACUCCUAGUCAUAGAGGUAAGUAAGCCGAGGACAGAUUCAUCUGGAAGCGCC